GAUGAUGAUUCGGAUGAUGAUGAUGAUGAUGAUGAUUAUGAUGACUCGGAUGAAGAUGACGAUGAUGAUGAUGAUUCGGAUGAUGAUGAUGCUGAUGACGAAGAUGAUGUUGAUUCGGAGGAUAAUGAUGAUGAUGACGAUGAUGAUGAUUCGGAUAAUGAUGAUGAAAAUGAUGGUGAUGAUGAUGAUGAUCCGGAUGAUGAUGACGAAUCGGAUAGUGAUGACUCGGAUGAUGAUUGUGAUGAUGACGAUGUUGAAGAUGAUGAUGAUGAUGAUGACGAUAAUACCGAUGAUAAUGAUGAUAAUGAUGUGUCGGAUGAUCAUGAUGAUGAUUCGGAUAAUGAUGAUCACGAUGUUGACGAUGACGAUGGUGAUGACUUUUCGGAUGAAGAUGAUGAUGAUGAUGAUGAUGAUGACGAUGAUGAUGAUGUUGAUGAUGAUGUUGGUGGUAAUGAGGAUUCGGAUGAUGAUGAUUCGGAUGAUCGUGAUUCCGAUGAUGAUUAUGAUAAUGAUGAUGAUCAUGAUGAUUCGGAUGAUGAUGAUUCCGAUGAUGAUGAUGAUUAUGAUAAUGCUGAUGAUGAUGAUGAUUCGGAAGAUGAUGAUGAUGAUGAUGACUCGGAUGAUGAUGACGAUGAUGAUUAUGAUGAUGAUUGUGAUGAUGGCUCGGAUGACGGUGAUGUUGAUGAUGAUGAUGUUGAUGAUGGUGAGGAUGAUGGUGAUGGUGGCCACGACUCGGAUGAUGAUGGUGAUGAAGAUUCGGAUAGUGAUGAUCAUAAUGAUAAUGAGGAUGAUGAUGAUGAUGAUGAUUAUUAUAAUGAUGAUGAUGAUGAUGCUUAUGAUUUGGAUGACUCGGAUGAUGAUGACGUUGUUGAUGGCGAUUCGGAUGAUGAGGAUGAAGAUGACGAUGAUGAUGAAGAUUCGGAGAAUGGUGAUGAUAAUGAUGUUAUGAUGAUUCGGAUGAUGAUGAUGGUGAUGAUGACGAUGAUGAUGAUGACUCGGAUGAUGAUGAUGAUGAUUGUGAUGAUGACUCGGAUGAUGAUGAUGAUGAUGAUGAUGAUGAUGAUGAUGAUGAUGAUGAUGAUGACGAUAAUACCGAGGUUGAUGAUGAUGAUGAUGAUGAUGAUGAUGAUGAAUGAUGAUGAUGAUGAUGAUGAUGAUGAUGAAUCGGAUGAUGAUGAUGAUGAUGUUGAUGAUGUUGAGGAUAAUGAUGAUGAUGAUGUCUCGGAUGAUGAUGAUAAUGAUGAUUCGGAUAAUGAUGAUCACGAUGUUGACGAUGACGAUGAUGAUGAUUAUGAUGAUGAUGAUGAUGAUGAUGAUGAUGUUGAUGAUGAUGUUGACGAUGAUUCCGAUGAUGAUGAUGAUGACGAAGCCUGUGAUGAUGAUAUUGUUGACUCGGAUGAUUAUAAUGCUGAAGAUUUGGAUGAUGAUGUAGAUGAUGAUUAUUCGGAUGAUGACGAGUCGGAUGAUGAUGAUGAUGAUGAAUGUGACGAUGGCUCGGAUGACGGUGAUGUUGACGAUGAUGAUCGUGAUGAUGGUGAGGAUGAUGGUGAUGGUGGCCACGACUCGGAUGAUGAUGAUGAUGAAGAUUCGGAUAGUGAUGAUCAUGAUGAUAAUGAGGAUGAUGAUGAUGAUGAUGAUGACGAUUUUGAUGAUGAUGACUGGGAUGAUGAUGAUGAUGAAGAUGAUGAUGAUGUUGAUGACGAUAUUCGGAUGGUGAUGCUGAUGAUCAUAUUGAUGAUGACGAUGACGAUGGCGAUCAUUAUCACUCUUGAUGAUGAUGGUGGUGACGAUGAUGAUGAUGACACGAAUCACGAUGAUGCUGCUGAUGAUGUUGAUGUUUCGGAUGAUGAUAAUGAUGAUGAUGAUGACGAUGAUGAUCAUCACUCGAAUGAUGAUGAUCAUGAUGAUGAUGAUGAUGAUGAUGGCUCGGAUGUUGAUGAUGUUGGUGAUGUUUAUUCGGAUGAUGAUGAUGAUGAUGUUUCGGAGGAUGAUGAUGAUGACUAUGAUGAUGCCACGGAUGACGAUGAUGAUGAUUAUGAUGAUGAUGAUGAUGAUGAUGUUGAGGAUGAUGAAAAUAAUGAUGAUGAUGUUGAUUCGGACGAUGAUGAUGAUGAUGAUGAUGAUGAUGAUGAUGUUGUUGAUGAUGAUGAUGAUGAUGAUGUUGAUGAUGACUCGGAUGAUGAUGAUCCGGAUGAUGAUGAUGAUAAUGAUGAUGCUGAAGAUGAUACUGAUGAUGAUGACUCGGAUGAAGAUGAUCAUGAUGAUGAUAAUCAGGAUGGUGAUGAUGAUGACUCGGAUGAUGACGAUGAUGAUGAUGAUGAUGAUGAUGNGAACCAUGAUCAUGAAGAUGAAUCGGAUGAUGCUGCUUUUGUUGAAGAUUUGGAUGAUGAUGAUGAUGAUGAUUAUAAUGAUGUUGACUCGGGUGAUGACGAUCUUGAUGAUGAUGAUGUCUAUUAUGAGGAUUCGGAUGAUGAUGUUUCGGUUGAUGAUGAUUCGGAUGAUGCUGAUCAUGAUGAUAACUAUUACGAUGAUGAUGACAAUGACUAUGACGAUGAUGAUGAUGAUGAUUCGGAUGAUGAUGGUGAUGAUGGUGAUGCGGUUGAUGAUGAUGAUGAUGGUGAUGAUGAUUCGGAUGAUGAUGAAGAUGAUGACUCCGAAGAUGAGGAUGAGGAUGAUGAUGAUGAUGACUAUGAUGAUUAUGACGAUCAUGAUGAUGAUGAUGAUUCGGAUGAUGAUGGUGCUGAUGCUGAUGAGGUUGAUGAUGAUGAUGAUGAGGUUGAUGAUGUUUCGGUUGUAGAUGAUGAUGAUGAUCAUGAUCCUGAUGAUAUUGCUGAUAUCGAUGAUGGUGGUGAUGACUUGGAUGAUGAUAAUGAUGAUGAUGAUGAUGAUGAUGAUGAUGACGAUUCGGAUGACAAUGACUCGGAUAAGGAUGAUGACGAUGAUGACUCGGAUGAUUAUAUUGAUGAAGAUGAGGAUGAUGACGGUGAUGACGAUGAUGAUGAUGAUGACGAUGUUUCGGAAGAUGAUGGUGAUGAUGCUGGUGAUGAAGAAGAUGAUGAUUAUGAUGAUGAUGAUGAUGACGUUUCGGAUGAUGAUGACUCAUAUAAUGAUGAUGAUGAAGAUGACUCGGAUGAAUAUAUUGAUGGAGAUGAUGAUGAUGAUGAUGAUGAUGAUGAUGAUGAUGAUGAUGAUGAUGAUGACUCGGAUGAUGGUGAUGAUGAUGAAGACGAUGCUGACGGUGACGCGGAUGCUGAUGAUGACACGGCUGAUGGUGAAGAUGAUGUUGGUGAUGAUGAUGUUGAU
Molecule: messenger RNA, 3303 nt
Organism: Echinostoma caproni
Lineage: Eukaryota; Metazoa; Platyhelminthes; Trematoda; Plagiorchiida; Echinostomatidae
Source: the annotation of a GenBank genome assembly